Acanthamoeba castellanii str. Neff is the source of this 2271-nucleotide messenger RNA. RefSeq names its product protein kinase domain containing protein. The transcript is spliced from 14 exons. The coding region runs from base 1 to 2271 and encodes 756 amino acids. Gene Ontology annotation, molecular function: ATP binding; protein serine/threonine kinase activity. NCBI's taxonomy places the organism in Eukaryota, Discosea, Longamoebia, Acanthamoebidae. Gene Ontology annotation, cellular component: cytoplasm. Gene Ontology annotation, biological process: intracellular signal transduction; regulation of MAPK cascade; protein phosphorylation. The record is from RefSeq and is a predicted model, not a curated record.
AUGUCGAAGCUCCUCCGCCGGUUGGGCCAGGCAGGCAAGGCCUCCAAGGGCGGCCACGACCCACCCCUGCCUCCCCUCGAAGACUACGCCGCCUCGCCCCUCCUCUCCGAGCUGCCGGAGGAGUGCCGGGCGAUGGUGCGCAAGGCGGGGCUGCAGCCCGCCGAAGCCGAGCAGGACUUCAUGGUGCUCCUCUCGUGCCUCUACUUCGAACUCAAGCACAACCCGGACCUCACCGCCCACGCCCUCAUCCGAAAGCACAGGCGGUCGACCAGGAAGAACUCCCCAAACCACCACCGCCACCACAACGCGGUGACGGGCGCGGCUGAGGCGACGGAUGAGGCGACCGCUGCCGGCGAUGAUGCGUCGUCGUCACAGAUAGUUAAGUCCGAGGAGAAGAUCGAGAAGAAGAAGAAGGCCGAGAAGGUCGAGAAGAAGGAGAAGACCGAGAAGGAGAAGGUGGUGGUGGAGGAGGAGGAGGGUCAAGCCGCCCUGCCUGCCGAGGCGCCGGAAUAUGAUGUGGAGGCGACCCACAACAAGAAAAAGAAAACGAAAACGAAAACGAAGAAAAAGAGGAAGAGGAAGAGGACGAAGAAGGCGGCGGCGGCGGAGGUUGUGCAGGGGUCGACAGACGUCGUAGAGAGGGUCGACAGUGUCGUACGAACAACCGUCGAAGAAGAAGAGGAGGAGGAGGAGGGCGACGAGAGCGACGGCGGCGAACCACGCCCGAGCGCUCUACCCACAAAAGCGAAAACGAAAGCGAAGACGAAAGCGAAGACGAAGACGAAAGCGAAAACGAACGCACUCCGACAACCAGAGGUGCCGGGGGAAGUGCGUGACGAGCCGGCCGGCUCCCCUACGUCCGGCAGCAGCAGCAGCAGCCAGCAGCCCGUGGCGGCGGCGAGGGCACCACCGGCGCUGGUGGUGGCCCAGCCGCCGCAACCGGCGGAGGCGGCACCGGAAACGGCGAGGCCGGCCAUUGGCGGCGGCGGCGAGGCGCGGGGCAGGGCGCGGGGCUUUUCGUUUUCGACGUUCUUCCGCCCCUCGCCGUCGUUGUCGGCUCCGGACCUGGUCGACGAAGACGCCGCGGCCAAGCCCGCUGGUGCCUCGAAGAAGCGCUUCUCCGCCUCGGGCCUUCUCCGCCCCAGCGCCUCGCCUUCGGGCGCCCAAUCCACCGCCGCCUCCAGCUCGCCGCUGGCGCAGCCCUCACCGCCUCCGCCGGGCAAGAAGGCUGCCAAGCAGCAGCGACCACCGUCGACCGCCGCGGCCGCGGCCAGAGGCCACGAAGAGCAGGACCACCACGAUAAUAACCACGACAACGGGAGCCGCGGCGAUCGCCCGGCGGACGCCCAGGGUUUUCCGGUGCGGGAGGAGCUCUUCCUGCUCGACAACCCGGCGCCCAUCUUCUCCUCCAAGCAAAGAAUCGGCCGCGGCGGGUUCGGAGACGUGUACACGGGCAAGGACAAGACAACCAACCAAGUGGUGGCGAUCAAGAUUCUGAAGAAGCCCUACAGCGAGCACGGCGAGCAGAUCUGCAACGAGCUGGAGAUAUUGCGCUCGUGCCGGCACGACAGCAUCGUCAAUUACCUGCGCUCCUACCUCUUCAAGGACCGCGUCUGGAUGGUGAUGGAAUACUGCGACGGUGGCUCCCUGCAGUCCCUCAUCGCGGGAGUGGACCUCAACGAGGGCCAGAUCGCGAACGUGCUCCGCAAGGUGCUGUGCGGCCUCGACUACCUCCACAAGCAGAACCGAAUCCACCGCGACAUCAAGGCCGACAACAUUCUCCUCAACAUCAACGGAGCGGUCAAAGUCGCCGAUCUGGGUCUGUGUGCGGAGCUGAAGGACGGCGACGAUUCCCAUGCCGGCAUGGUCGGGUCCCGCUAUUGGAUGGCCCCCGAAGUCAUCAAACGCGAGCGCUACAAUUCCAAGGUGGACAUUUGGUCGUUGGGCGCCGUGGCCAUGGAGAUGGCCCAGCAGCAUCCGCCCUACCACGGACAACCUUCGCUCCGGGUCCUGUUCCACCUGGCCACCAAAGGCGCGCCUCCGCUCAAGCAGCCCAAGAAGUGGUCCCCCGAGUUCCAGGACUUCCUCGCCCAGGCACGCAUCUUGCACAACCCUCCAUCCACAUGCUUCAUUAUGGACCCCGACCAGCGGCCGUCGGCCGAGCAGCUGCUGGAGCAUCCGUUCAUCGCCAAGGCAUCGCCCAACUCCAAAUUGGAGCAGGCCAUAUCCAUCGUCUUCCUGGGCGAUUCCCUCAAGAUGAACGGGUUCUAA